GUUUCUGUUUCCUUUCGUUUCGACACCUUAAAUAUCUUUUGCGAACAUGUCGUUCCUGGGCAACACAUCCGAUCUGGAGUGCGAAAAGAACGAGUUCCCGAGGCAGCGCUCCACGGGCAUCGUCACCAAGGUGGCGGCCCACAAGCUAUCCGCGGAGCCCAAGUGGACCGACAAGCGGGAGGAUGACUCCGACUCGGAGGUCUCGUCGCCGGAUAACUUUCUGACCAAAGGCGCCUUCCUACUGACCCCAUCCUACGAGCUGUCCAUGGAGCGGGCGGCCCUCAUCUGCGAGAAGAUGGCCUUCAAGGGAUGCUUCAGCUUGACGAAAACCGCUACAGGCAUUCUGUUUAAAUUCUCACACCCAGAUGACUAUCAGGCGGUGUUCAAGAAGGGCUUCCACAAGGUCACCGGGGCGCGUUUCUACCGCAAGGUGAGCCCACCCACCCACACCCACAUCUCCAGUGAUUGGAAGGGCAUUAUGGGGCACAAGAUAGCCAUUCCCUGUCGCCCAAGGAAGACCUUCACCCUGUACGUGCUCGAUGUGCCGGAGGAUUUGCCCGUGGAGGACAUACGGCAUGCCAUGUACAAGUUCGAUUCGGUGGUGGAGGUGGUGCGCCUGCACAUCUACUCGAGCCUCGCCAGCAACGCCGCCAACGCCUCCUCCUCCUCCGUCGCCGCCGGCUCCUCCUCCGCCGGCGGGGACAAGGGCGUCGAAGGUGAGCAGAUCCAGCUGCUGCACACGCCCACCCAGACUCUGCGCCGAGCGGCCCUUCGAAGCACCUCGAAGAGCGUGGGUUCCGUGGUGGGCGAUGCCAUCGAGAAGGCUGAGCGUCCCGAGCGCCGGGAACUGCCCCCCGCCGUCAUCCGGAUCACUUUGGCCUCCAUGGACGAGUACAACAUCCUGUUGCAGAACGGACUCAACUUCUACGAUGCCACGUUCUUUCCCACUGAGGCCAACAUCUCGCUAAAGGGCGCCAAGAUUGACUAUAAGCGCAGAAUGCUCGAUGGUUCGAUUCCCGGACGGGUGAGGGAACUGCUGCCCGUUUUCGAUGCGGCUGGCUUCUGCAAGCUGCCACCGCCCACCAGCAAGCUAAUUAAGCCGCCGAGGUCGUAGAUUCGAUGUCUCGAUACGAUGCCAUAUGAUACGAUACGAUACGAAAUGAACGGGCCCCCUUGACGACCAACACACUCCGGAUUCGGUUCUACCCAUUUUAUCUUACCCUACUUCGCUGUAUACUAUUACACAUAAUGCUGUUUUCAACGGAUGCCAACGUUUCCGCUCGAUCCGCCG
Molecule: messenger RNA, 1291 nt
Organism: Drosophila takahashii
Lineage: Eukaryota; Metazoa; Arthropoda; Insecta; Diptera; Drosophilidae
Source: RefSeq, a predicted model, not a curated record